CGGGAAGCCGGCGAGGAGCUAGGCGGUGGAUGCGAGGGCGCGCGGCUGCAGUGUUUGUGUACUGGGGAAGUGUCAGCUGAUGAACUUGUAUUUUACUUCCAGCUUAAUGGUGUUUAUAACUAUCCCAUUCUGUUCUCCGAAGAAUGAUUUUGUGGUGGAGCAUUCUUACUAACUAAUGGACUCAAAGGAGAAAAGCUCAUCAGAGCAAGAAGGCACGAGAGAGAGGGGCCUGGUGUAUACGUGGCGAGCUGGCUGCUGUUGUCCAACACCAGAAAGACUCCCUGGCUGGAGUGGAAAGACCGUAUUGCAGGCAGCACUUGGAGUAAACCAUGGCGUGCUUCUAUCAGUUGGUGGUGAAGUUUACAGCUUUGGAAACCUUCCCUGGAAAGCUGGGCUGGAGGACACGUGUAUCCGUUGUCCCAUCUUGGAAAAGGCUUUGAGUGGGCAACAUGUGGUGAAUGUGGAAGCUGGCAGCUUCCAUAAUGGAGCAGUGACUGAGAGUGGCGGGGUGUACAUGUGGGGGGGGAAUUCUGCCGGCCAGUGCGCUGUGGCCGGUCAGGCUUCCAUCCCUGAACCAAACCCUGUCAGCAUUUCCGACUCCGAGACUCGCCCUCUGUUGCCCGUCAAGAUCUUGCAGCUGGCCUGUGGAGAGGAGCACACCCUGGCACUCUCACUGAGCAGAGAGAUAUGGGCCUGGGGGAGUGGCUGCCAGGUGGGACUCAUCGCCACGACUUCCCCAGUGACCAAACCCCAGAAGGUCGAGCACCUGGCCGGACGGGUUGUGCUUCAGAUCGCUUGCGGGGCCCAUCACAGCCUGGCUCUGGUUCAGUGCCUCCCUGCCCAAGACAUGAAACCCAUCCCGGAGAGGUGCAGUCAUUGCAGCCAGCUGCUAAUUACCAUGACUGACAAAGAAGAUCACGUCAUCAUCUCGGAUAGCCACUGCUGCCCUUUAGGGGUGGCCCUGGCGGACUCCCAAGCAGAAAGCCACGUCUCCUCCUCCUCUUUGGAAACUGCGGAUGGGAAGAGCAUGACGGGCAGCCAAGAGGAGGACUGUCGGAAAGCCCUUGCGGAAGAACAGGGGCUUGUUGGGGCAGAGCAUGAGGUGGCAAGUGUGUGUUCGGACAGUGACGGCCAGGAGGACAGCGGCAUUUCCAGCCCAGGAAAUCCUUUGCUAAGGGACAGAAUGGCUUCGAAGCCACACGUGGGGGGCCUUCCGGAUCAUUUGUUGAAGGAAAGUGGGGAGAAGCAAAUCAGUGCAGAACUUGAACAGCACUCUCAAGAAGAGGAUCUCAUCGCUUGCUUACCUGGCCCAGCCGGUCCUAGUACAUCUGCCCUUAACAGCCUGGUUGUCUCUUGUGCAUCAGCAGUUGGUGUGAGAGUGGCUGCUACCUAUGAAGCCUUGUCUCUGAAGAAGGUAAUUAACUUCUAUGGCACGACUCCGGGUGAGGCAGCAUCUCCCUCAAGGACUGGUUCUCCAGGCCCAGAUGGGCUGAAAGAGAGCCGAGAGGAGCAGGUCAAGCUGGAAUCCAUGCAGGGGAAGAAGAGUUCCAGCUUGGUGGACAUUCGGGAAGAGGAGUCCGAAGGAAUCUGUCGAAGACUUUCCUUACCUGGUUUGUUAUCCCAAGUUUCUCCAAGGCUCUUGAGGAAAGUCGGACGGGCUAAAAUGAGGGCAGUGGCUCUCACACCAACCUACAGCGGUGAAGCUGAUGCCCUCCUCCCGUCCUUACGAACCGAGGUGUGGAGCUGGGGGAAGGGGAAAGCAGGACAGCUCGGGCACGGGGAUAUCUUACCAAGGCUCCAGCCGUUAUGCGUAAAAAGCCUUGAUGGGAAGGAAGUAAUCCAUUUAUCUGCCGGGGGCAACCAUUCCUUGGCGCUCACUGCCAAGUCACAGGUGUAUUCAUGGGGCAGUAAUACUUUUGGGCAGCUUUGUCAUUCAAAUUCUCCAACCACAGUCCCUCGUCUUGCAAAGGUAAACAAUGCUACACAUGUCUGGCAUGCAGUCGCCGGCCCAGAUUAUUCAUUGUUUCUGGUAGAUGGAGAAGAUUUCCAGCCUUCAUUAUAUUAUAGUGGUCAAGAAGAAAGGAAAGAAGGUGAUGUUUCAUCUGAAAACAGCUGCUUAAAGAGUCCGACACUGUUGCUAUCCUGUAGUAAGCUAGGGUAUAUAAGCAGUGUGGCAGCAGGGGAAAGUAACUGUUUGGCAUUAGUGGAUAAAAACAUUAUGGGCUACAUUGCCAGUCUGCACGAGCUGGCCUCAACAGAAAGACAAUUCUACACCAAACUGAGUGCUAUAAAAUCGCAGGUUCUUAGACCUCUCUUGGGAUUAGAUAACUUAGGCACUGUAUCAGCAGUCCAGCUACUGCAAGAGAUGGCAAGCCUGUUCAGCAAGCUGUGUUACCUGACUGGCCAGCACGGAGCCUCCUUAGCCAGCUUCCUUCAGGGCUCAAAGGAGGCAAAGAACUUGGCUGUCUUGAAGCAUUCGAGCCUUUUUAUGGAAAGUUACACUGAGUAUUGUACUUCCUUGACAAACUUCCUAGUGAUGGGAGGAUUUGGGAUUCUGGCCAAACCAGCAAUGGACUUCUUAAGUAAAAACCAGGCGUUGCUUCAGGGUUUGUCGGAGACAAAUGAGGACGCUUACCCUUUGGUGGAAAUGCUCAACUCUUUAUUUUUCUUGCCUGUCAGACGACUUCAAAAUUAUGCUAGAGUUUUGCUAAAGCUUGCUACUUGUUUUGAAGUGGCGUCUGCGGAAUACCAGAGCCUUCAGGAUUCCAGUGCUUGCUAUGAAUCCCUCGCUCUCCAUCUUGGCAGGAAGAGGAAAGAAGCGGAGUACACACUAAGCUUCUGGAAGACCUUCCCUGGGAAAAUGACGGACUCCUUGAGGAAGCCAGAGCGGCGAUUAAUUUGUGAAAGCAGCAAUCGAGGACUGUCUCUGCAGCAUGCCGGGAGGUUCUCAGUGAAUUGGUUCAUCCUCUUCAAUGAUGCUUUGGUCCACGCCCAGUUCUCAACUCAUCACAUUUUUUCCUUGUCCACACUGUGGGUAGAGCCUGUUUCUGAAGAGUCCGGUAAUAUAAAUGGUUUGAGAGUCACUACACCUGAGGAGCAGUUCAUUCUUAUUUCAUCAACACCACAAGAGAAGGCAAAGUGGUUGAGAGCUAUAAGUCAAGCUGUGGAUCAGGCCUUAAAAGGGACAUCUGACCUGCCACCUUACAUGAGUGGUGGAAAUAUUCAGAGGCAAGAACCCCCCAUUUCACGGAGCGCGAAAUACACCUUUUACAAGGAUCCUCGGCUUAAGGAUGCCUCUUACAAUGGACGAUGGCUCUCUGGAAAACCGCAUGGAAGGGGAAUCUUAAAAUGGGCGGAUGGAAGGAUGUAUUCUGGCAUGUUCCGAAAUGGCCUGGAAGAUGGGCAUGGUGAAUAUAAAGUACCCAACAAAAUAAUGAACAAGAGCGACCACUAUGUUGGAUAUUGGAAGGAAGGCAAAAUGUGUGGCCAAGGAAUCUACAGCUAUGCCUCUGGAGAAGUGUAUGAAGGGAGCUUUCAAGAUAACAUGCGCCAUGGCCACGGCCUCCUGCGCAGUGGGAAACUGACGUCUUCCUCACCGAGUAUGUUCAUUGGUCAGUGGGUGAUGGAUAAGAAGACGGGAUAUGGAGUAUUUGAUGAUAUCACCAGGGGAGAAAAAUAUAUGGGAAUGUGGCAAGAUGACCUUUGCCAAGGCAAUGGCGUUGUGGUGACCCAGUUUGGACUGUAUUAUGAAGGAGCCUUUAACAGCAAUAAAAUGAUGGGGACGGGAGUCUUGCUUUCCGAAGACGAUACAGUGUAUGAAGGAGAGUUUUCAGACAAUUGGACCCUUAAUGGGAAGGGAAUACUGGCUUUGCCGAAUGGGGACUAUAUUGAAGGUACCUUCAAUGGAGAAUGGGGGUCUGGGAUAAAGAUUACUGGAACCUACUUCAAACCCAGUCUCUAUGAUCAUGAGAAGGACCGUCCCAAAACUCUGCGGAAGUUUGGAAUCCUUGCUGUCCCUGCAGACGAGAAGUGGAAAGCAGUGUUUGAAGAAAGCUGGCAGCAAUUAGGCUGUGAGCAGCCCGGCCAAGGGGACAGGUGGAAGGCCUGGGACAAUAUUGCGGUUGCCCUGACAACUAAUCGGCGUCAACACAAAGACAGUCCAGAACUUUUAAGCCGAUCACACACUCAAACGCUGGAAAGUCUGGAGUUCAUUCCACAACAUGUUGGUGCCUUCACACUGGAAAAAUAUGAGAACAUCAAGAAAUAUCUAAUAAAGGCAUGUGAUACCCCUUUGCAUCCUUUGGGAAAACUUGUGGAGACUCUCGUAGCUGUAUACCGUAUGACCUACGUAGGAGUAGGAGCCAAUCGGCGGCUAUUACAGGAGGCAGUCAGGGAAAUUAAAUCCUACCUCAAACGCAUAUUUCAGUUGAUCAGAUUCCUCUUUCCUGACCUCCCUGAAGAGGGCAGCACAGUUCCGCUUUUGGUAACCGAGACCAAGGGAAGGCGAUCCUUCCGCAGUGGGAAAAGUGACUCCAGGCCUGAGUCUCCAGAACCGGGCUAUGUGGUCACCAGCUCCGGGCUGUUGCUUCCCGUCUUGCUGCCCCGUCUGUACCCUCCUCUGUUUAUGCUGUAUGCCUUGGACAAUGAACGCGAGGAAGAUGUUUAUUGGGAGUGCGUUCUGCGUCUGAACAAACAGCCGGACACAGCUCUGUUGAGUUUUCUGGGAGUACAGAUGAAAUUUUGGCCAACAACUGUGCCCAUUCUUGGUGAAAAUAAAAAGGUAUUGCCAAAUACAAAAGACGCCUGUUUUGCGUCAGCGGUGGAGUGUUUGCAGCAGAUCAGUACAACCUUUACACCUGCUGACAAGCUUAAGGUGAUCCAGCAGACCUUCGAGGAGAUAUCGCAGAAUGUACUAGAGACUCUCCAUGAAGAUUUCCUUUGGUCCAUGGAUGAUCUGUUUCCUGUAUUUCUGUAUGUGGUGCUGCGUGCCAGGAUAAGGAAUUUGGGGUCUGAAGUCCAUUUGAUCGAGGACCUGAUGGAUCCCUACCUCCAGCACGGGGAACAGGGCAUUAUGUUUACCACUCUGAAGGCAUGUUACUACCAGAUUCAGCAUGAAAAGCUGACUUAAGGCAUUCUGUUGCCAUCUAAACGGAGGACUCUUUUGAGCAGAACUUUAUCCUUUUUCCCUGCGACAGCACUUAAAAUGGAGAGAGUAUGACCACUCUGUGGAUGUCAUUCAUUGACCUUGUGAAAGGACAGAAAAGCCGUAAAAUCAGCUGAAAAGGAAAAAGACGGAAACCGCAAAGGCAGCUUUGUUCAACAAAGGGAAAAAAAUGUAACCUUUGAAGUGACAAGAUUGAUUUGUUCUUCCCAAAACAGCAGUGGCAUUAAAAUGACUUGGCAAUACCAUCUCCAUGGAAUUCACAUAAAAGCAGGGUCAGAGGAUGCGCCGCUCACUUCUCCUCGUCGCGAAGAGGCCUUCGACUCAUGUGCUGCUGCUGAAAGAUUGUGAUGCACUAUAGAACCACUCAGUGUCUUUCUAAAUUCAGCUACCGAAGUUAAAACAGAAAUGUCGUCAUCGGGAGCCUGCUGCACUUCUCACUCAGAAAGACUUGCAGAAUUCUUUCUGUGUACGUAAAGUUACAGGCAGCAGCUGACGGUGCUGCUUUGCAAACCAUCAAAAUGUGGUUUCAUGGUGGUAAAGACACCGGGCCUGACAGUUCGUGUCUUGUUUGUUUGCUUACUGUUUAAGAGCAAAGCACUAGCCUUUAUAAACUUCAGCACUAAAACCGGUAUUUCAUAUGUUUACAGAACUCGUGGUUUUCAUACUUCUGAGCUUUGGAUGCCCAAGACUUAUGAUGAAUAAAAGAUACAAGUUAUGAAUGGGUCGAAAGUCUUGUGUGAAGCCCAGGUCUAGAUCAAAAUCAAGAUGUAAGCUUAACGUGUCAAGAGACAUGCAGCUCCUAUUUCUUCUGAACUGGCAAAAAACCCCACACUUUUUAAUGCUAUUUUUUGAAGUAUUAUAUAAAAACACACACAAAAAAAUGUCUGUUUCAUUGUUAUUAUGUGUCCUGUUGUGACGUACUGUUUUCUUCGUUUAUACAGAUAAUGUUUGCUGACAUCUUGCAUAAAACAGGUGUUGUUCUUUAUUAUGCCUGUCACAGAUGAGUGGAAGAUACAGAAAAUAUUCUUCUGGCUAAAAUUAACUUGAGUUAGUAUAGCCAAUGCAAAUAACUUUUGGACGUUUGAAUCAUGGCUUAUGUGUAGCUCCUUUAUUUUAAAAAAAUGUCUGUUGGAGCUGUAACUGUAAUUGGAACCAUUUUCAUAAUAAAGAACAUUGCUAAUUCUG
Messenger RNA from Eublepharis macularius, 6349 nucleotides. RefSeq names its product alsin Rho guanine nucleotide exchange factor ALS2 (gene ALS2). Bases 176 to 5128 code for a protein of 1650 amino acids. Gene Ontology annotation, molecular function: guanyl-nucleotide exchange factor activity. The transcript is spliced from 34 exons. The record is from RefSeq and is a predicted model, not a curated record. NCBI's taxonomy places the organism in Eukaryota, Metazoa, Chordata, Lepidosauria, Squamata, Eublepharidae.